Messenger RNA from Lampris incognitus (smalleye Pacific opah), 3151 nucleotides. RefSeq lists its product as uncharacterized. The transcript has a single exon. The record is from RefSeq and is a predicted model, not a curated record. The coding region runs from base 2020 to 3060 and encodes 346 amino acids. Lineage: Eukaryota; Metazoa; Chordata; Actinopteri; Lampriformes; Lampridae.
CCACAUAAAAACUGCUGGACCAUGACGUCACCUUUAUUGUUAAGACUGAUCACUUACAUUCUAACAAGUAGAAAACAUUCACACCUAUUAAAUUAUUAUUUUACACGUGUCCUGGUUUCUACGCUAUGGCACAAAUGUAUGAAAAUUCUCAUCUACACAAAAUGUACAUCAUGGAAUAGUUCUCAUCUUCAGAUAAUGUCCAUCAUGGAAUAGUUCUCAUCUUCACAUAAUGUCCAUCAUGGAAUAGUUCUCAUCUUCAUAUAAUGUACAUCAUGGAAUAGUUCUCAUUUCACAUAAUGUACAUCAUGGAAUAGUUCUCAUUUCACAUAAUGUAAAUCAUGGAAUAGUUCUCAUCUUCACAUAAUGUCCAUCAUGGAAUAGUUCUCAUCUACACAAAAUGUACAUCAUGGAAUAGUUCUCAUCUUCACAUAAUGUCCAUCAUGGAAUAGUUCUCAUCUUCACAUAAUGUCCAUCAUGGAAUAGUUCUCAUCUUCACAUAAUGUACAUCAUGGAAUAGUUCUCAUCUUCACAUAAUGUACAUCAUGGAAUAGUUCUCAUCUUCACAUAAUGUCCAUCACGGAAUAGUUCUCAUUUCACGUAAUGUACAUCACGGAAUAGUUCUCAUUUCACAUAAUGUACAUCAUGGAAUAGUUCUCAUUUCACAUAAUGUACAUCAUGGAAUAGUUCUCAUCUUCACAUAAUGUCCAUCAUGGAAUAGUUCUCAUCUUCACAUAAUGUACAUCAUGGAAUAGUUCUCAUUUCACAUAAUGUACAUCAUGGAAUAGUUCUCAUCACAUAAUGUCCAUUAUGGAAUAGUUCUCAUCUUCACAUAAUGUACAUCAUGGAAUAGUUCUCAUCUUCACAUAAUGUACAUCAUGGAAUAGUUCUCAUCUUCACAUAAUGUACAUCAUGGAAUAGUUCUCAUCUUCACAAAAUCAUCCAAAACUCAUUUAAACUUCUGACAGUUUCUUCAAUACAGGCAGGUCUAGAAAAGUUCAGUCCAGUUGGAAGUGAUGAUGGGACAUCCUCAUGAACACGUCAGCAAGCCCAGUCUGUCAAAUGCAUGCAGCGAAUACACACACACACACACACACACACACUACUCUGCUCCCUUAAUAAAUGUUCCUGUCCUCCAUGUGUGAGAUGAAGUCGGGCUCCAUGACACCAGCUGUCAUCUUCCCCAUGGGCAGAGACUUUCCAGUCUCCACCCACCACAGUAGGUUUGACCAUUGCUGCAGCAGCAGCACAUAUACGUGUUGGUAACAAGACUGAGACGUGAUGCUGAUGUGUGACUGACAACCAGUGGUCCAUGUGGUGUCAAGUUAAGUCAAGUCCAUUUUAUUUGUACAGCCCAAAAUUCCAAAUUUGCCUCAGGGGCUUUACAGCAACACAACAUCCUGUCAUUAGACCUUCACAUCAGAUAAGGAACAACUCCCUAAAAACCUUUAACAGCAAGAAAAAACAGGAUGAAACCCACAAUGCCGUUCUACUGGAUGCUGACAGUCCAACACAACCAACACGUCACCGCCACUCUUCACAUGGAUCACAUAGCUGGAAAAGUCGCGAACUGCACCUUUAACAAAGUGUAUUAGACACAGCAGGACAAUGUGUGCACACCUGACAUCUCCAUCCCAAUGUCCCGUCAGACGCCUGACAUCUCCAUGCCAACGAGUCAUCAGACACGUGACAUCUCCAUGCCAACAUGUCGUCAGAAGCUUGACGUCUCCAUCCUAACGUGGCGUCAGACAGGUGACAUCUCCAUGCCAACGUGCCGUCAGAAGCCUGACAUCUCCAUCCCAACGUGCUGUCAGAUGCCACGGCCACUCGCUGGAUUCUGAUUGGUUGGUCAGUCCAGAACUGCUUCAAUCUGUUUGAAAGGCUGCUGGUUUGAAAACAAGUUUGAAACCAGUUUGAUACUGGUUUGAUUCUGGAGAAUUCUUCAUUAAGAUGCUUAGCGACUCUAAAAUGGUUUGGAAUGAUGACUGAAUAAAUUAAAAAAGGAAAAAUGGAUUCAGCAAGAUGAACAAGUUGAACAAGAACAAGAUGAACAAGAACAAGAUGAACAAGUUGAACAAGAUGAUCAAGACCAAGAUGAACAAGAACAAGAUGAACAAGAACAGGACGAACAAGAACAAGACGAACAAGAACAAAAACAAGAACAAAAACAAGAUGAACAAGAACAAGAUGAACAAGAACAAGACGAACAAGAACAAAAACAAGAUGAACAAGAACAAGAACGAGAUGAACAAGAUGAUUAAGACCAAGAUGAACAAGAACAAGAUGAACAAGAAGAAGAGCAAGAUGAACAAGAUGAUCAAGACCAAGUUGAACAAGAACAAGAUGAACAAGAACAAGACCAAAAUGAACAAGAACAAGAUGAACAAGAACAAGAUGAACAAGUUGAACAAGAACAAGACGAACAAGAACAAGACAAACAAGAACAAGACGAACAAGAACAAAAACAAGAUGAACAAGAACAAGAUGAACAAGAACAAGACGAACAAGAACAAAAACAAGAUGAACAAGAACAAGAUGAACAAGAAGAAGAGCAAGAUGAACAAGAACAAGAUGAACAAGAUGAUCCAGACCAAGAUGAACAAGAACAAGAUGAACAAGAAGAAGAGCAAGAUGAACAAGAACAAGAUGAACAAGAUGAUCAAGACCAAGAUGAACAAGAACAAGAUGAACAAGAAGAAGAGCAAGAUGAACAAGAACAAAAACAAGAUGAACAAGAAGAAGAGCAAGAUGAACAAUAACAAGAUGAACAAGAUGAUCAAGACCAAGAUGAACAAGUACAAGAUGAACAAGAACAAGAUGAACAAGAACAAGACGAACAAGAACAAGAGCAAGAUGAACAAGAACAAGAUGAACAAGAACAAGACGAACAAGAACAAGACGAACAAGAACAAGAACGAGAUGAACAAGAACAAGAUGAACAAGAACAAGAACAAGAUGAACAAGAACAAGAACAAGAACAAGAACAAGAUGAACAAGAACAAGAACAAGAUAAACAAGAACAAGAUGAAGCUGCUGUUCUGCUGCUUCCCUCUCACUACUUAACAUGUCUGUACUGCUGGGCAGCACAUGGACACUACUGCAGCUCUUCAUAUUAAGAGUUAGCGUGCAUACACACACACACACACACACACAC